AUGAGUCUCAGGAAAUCUACUAGAGAAAUUAAAACUACGAAUAAGAAACCUACGACGGAAAAGCAAGAAAGAAAAUGGAAAGAAAAAGAAAUAGCAGCUUAUUUAAAAUGUAUUAUGGAACAUGGUCACAAAAAUCUUUCUAAGUUAGAAGAGAAAUUUCCAAAUAAAGAUAGGGAAACUAUCAAGUGCUUUUUAAGAACUGCCUUCGACUGGAGUAACAAAUUAGAACCUGGAGAUCCUUCACUGGAUGCUUGGAUUAAUCAUACGACGAUUGUUAACGAAACGACGCCUUGGAAAGAUUCAUUACAAAUAGCCAGAGUAUUAAAAUAUCUAUCUGUUGAUGGGUUACUAGAAAAUCAUCCUUUGCCCUCACAAUGUCAAGGAAUCAAUUUCUCUGAAGCUUAUAGACUCAUUUAUCAGGCACUAAUGGGUUAUCCAAUACAACCAGUAAACGAAGAAACAGCUGAAUUUGUUUUAAAUACAUUUUCAGAGUUAGUUGGAGAGGUUAGAAAAGAAACAGAUUGUAGAUCGAAUGUAAAAGAAUAUUUAAAAUCAAAAAUUUUUAAUGAUUCAAAUAGUGAAAUAAAUAAAAUACUAAAUAAUUCAAAUGACGAUGAAUCGAUAACAGAAAAUAUAUAUCAAAGAAAAAAACCCAAAUUAUCGAAUACAAAUAAAGAGCCAAAACUGGAAAUUAUAGUCGAACCUAACAGUCAACAAAGUUUAAAUUGUGGAACAAAAGAUUUUUCUGUUAGAAUAAAUGAAAAUAAUGAAGGAAGCAAUGAAACAGUUAUAAAUGUUCCAGUUCCAGUUAAAAUGAUUAAUAAUAAUUGUCCUCCUAAUGAAAUACCUGCCAUUAUACCUUGCUACAAUGGUAAAACGUUAAAAAUACACGAAGAAUUGGUUUUAAACGGUUUAUGUGCUAUAUCGAUAAAACAUUUUAAUGGUAAAUGCAAAGAUGACAGAAGAGGUAGCGAAGAUUUUACAAGACGUAAAAAAAGUAAAGCAUACGAAGAUAAAGAAAAUGAUAAUCGUUCUGGAGUAUUGAAAGAAAUACACGCACCUGAAAAACCCAUGACGAACGAUGUACCUGAUUGUUUAAAAGGAAAAAUGAAAGUACGAAUUUUACGUAAUUCUUUUUGGAACGUUCACCGGCCUGAAUUAUCAAAAUUAACAUGGCCAGAAAAUUAUGUGUCAUCGGCUGUUCUUCAAGAUUUUUUUCACGAUCAUUUGAGGAUACACGGUAUGUUUUGUGAGCCUCUUCAUGAAUUUCCAAAGAGAUGUUCGAUUAUGGAUGAAGAAUUCCGAGAUUAUAGCAAGUUAAGAGAAAUCGUCCCACCGAGAAUUCUCCCCCCAGACGAAAAAGUCGUAAAUAUAACGGAAAAAGGAAGAUCCGUACAACUCAACGACGAAGAUUUAAAUCCGGAAACACAAGUUCAUAAAUCCAGAGCGGAAUUUUGCGUCACCAUAGGGGAAUACGUACGAAGGCCCCCAAUGAAAACAACGUCGCAAGUAUUGCCCAAAUGCGCCGUACAACCCGCGACGAAUCGUUUCGAAUCCCUAACGAAUCACCACGAUAAUUUUCGUUCGAAAGAAGCCAUGAUAUCGGAAGAAAAAAUAUCAGCGGUGAUUGGAAGUACAGAUUUUUACGUGAAAACGGGAUCCGGUAAUAAAAGUUCGAAAAAAUCACAUACGGGAAUAUUGAAAAGUUUUAGCUUUAACAAAGUUAACAAAAGAUUUAACAACAGGAGUUCUACGACGCCUCCUCCUUUUAACGAUCGAAUUCAAUCGAAUUGGCAAGGGAUCGAAGAAUCCAUUGAUGGAGUGACAUAA
Pediculus humanus corporis (human body louse) is the source of this 1830-nucleotide messenger RNA. RefSeq lists its product as uncharacterized. NCBI's taxonomy places the organism in Eukaryota, Metazoa, Arthropoda, Insecta, Psocodea, Pediculidae. The transcript is spliced from 7 exons. The record is from RefSeq and is a predicted model, not a curated record. Bases 1 to 1830 code for a protein of 609 amino acids.